GGACAUAGUCUGAGUCCUUCCCAGCUCUGCUUCCUCUAACCAGUGUGGGUGUCCCUCCCUGUCCAGGUGAUGGUGUGGAUCCACGGAGGUGGUCUGGUGAUGGGCGGGGCCUCAACCUAUGAUGGCGUGGCCCUCUCUGCCCAUGAAAACGUGGUGGUGGUGACCAUUCAGUACCGUCUGGGCAUCUGGGGAUUCUUCAGCACAGGGGACGAACACAGCCGGGGGAACUGGGGUCACUUGGACCAGGUGGCCGCGCUGCGCUGGGUCCAGGACAACAUCGCCAACUUUGGAGGGAACCCAGGCUCUGUGACCAUCUUUGGAGAGUCGGCGGGAGGUCGAAGUGUCUCUGUUCUUAGUCACCCCUUCAUGCCCACAGUGGUGGAUGGCGUGCUGCUGCCCAAAACCCCCGAAGAGAUUCUGGCCGAGAAGAAUUUCAACACUGUCCCCUACAUCGUCGGCAUCAACAAGCAAGAGUUUGGCUGGAUCAUCCCAACGAUGAUGGGCUAUCUGCAUUCUGAAGGCAAACUGGACCAGAAGACGGCCACGUCACUCUUGUGGAAGUUGUACCCCGUUGUUGGCAUCCCUGAAGAGCUGACUUCGGUGGCCACUGAGGAGUAUUUAGGAGGAACAGAGGACCCUGUCAAAAAGAAAGACCUGUUCCUGGACUUGCUUGGAGAUGUCUUACUUGGUGUCCCAUCUGCAAUUCUGGCCCAACGGCACAGAG
Molecule: messenger RNA, 724 nt
Organism: Propithecus coquereli (Coquerel's sifaka)
Lineage: Eukaryota; Metazoa; Chordata; Mammalia; Primates; Indriidae
Product: liver carboxylesterase-like
Exons: 5
Biological process (GO): lipid catabolic process
Cellular component (GO): lipid droplet; endoplasmic reticulum
Molecular function (GO): carboxylic ester hydrolase activity
Source: RefSeq, a predicted model, not a curated record